CUAACUAAAAGUUAAUUUCCUGUAAUUUUUCUGAAUUAAAAUCAGUCGAAUUUGAUUGAGAUUUCCAUUUGACAUAGGAUGGGGCCACCAUUUCAUUUGCAACAAGAAGUAUCAUUUCGUAUUACCCUCGAAGGAGGCAUUGGCUACAUGCUCGAGCUGUGAAGGGUGCUGUGAUGCUAUUGCCACAAUGAACAACAACAACAACAACAAUAAUAAUAAUGGUAAGUCCAAAUUAAUAGAAUUACAGGGCCAUAUGAUGCAUGGUGUUUUUCACUCUAAUGGAUUCGGCCAUUUGCUAUGUGUCAAUGGCUUGGAAACCGGUUCCAAUUUGGCUGGCAACCAGAUCAUGGACUUUUGGAAUCGUUUGUGCAUUGGAUUGCAAGCAAGGAAAGUGAGUUUGAAUGACACUGCACAGAAAAGAGGCAUGGAACUUAGACUUAUAAAUGGAAUAGCAUAUAGUGAGCCAUGGUUUGGUCGCUGGGGCUACAAAUUUGGAAGAGGUUCCUUUGGUGUGACACAAUCCAUGUACCAAAAAGCCAUAGAAGCAAUAAGGAGCAUGCCACUCUACUUGCUCAUACACCACAUUGGCGCCAACAAUUUCAACCACCACGAAGUGCCCGUCAUUUUCUCACGCUACCAAACCCUGUCCGGCCAAUCGCUAGUCACACUCGGCGACUUAUUUCGCUACAUGCUCGAGCUAAAGUCGCGCCUCCCGCGGGAGACGCGAGUUAUUGGUAACAAUAAUUAUACUUGUUCCUACAACAACACUAGUAGUACUAGUGCCAGUGCAUUGGUUGAGUCCAAUAAUAAUUGCCGUUGGUCACCUAAGAGGAUUGAAAUGGCAACAAGGGUAAUUGUUGAGGCAUUGAAGAGAACAGAGUUUAGAUGGAUUUCAAGACAAGAAGUUAGGGAUGCCGCACGUGCUUACAUUGGUGACACUGGUUUAUUGGAUUUUGUGCUAAAGUCACUAGGGAAUCAUGUUGUUGGGAACUACUUGGUACGUAGGAGCUUAAAUCCUGUUACCAAAGUUUUGGAGUAUUGCUUAGAAGACAUUUCCAAUCAUGUUUACCAUAAUUGCAAUGAAGGUAGUUUGGCCAUCAAUAAUAGUAAUAGUAACAAUAAUAAUAAAAUUAAGGAUAAGUACAAGAUUUCAAGGGCUCAACUUAUGAAGGACAUGCUUUAUUUGUAUAAGUACAUCCUAAUUGACCCUAAACCAAUGAUGGGGUUGGAGUUUCUCUCAGCCAUACCGUUGGCGGCUAGGAUAAUUCUCGACACCAAGUUUCUCGUCAAAGACUACUCUGGCGAGGUUCCCACUUUUGGAGUUGAGUUAGGCUCGGAUGGAAAACUGAACCUUUAUUGCACAAUUUUGUUGAGGAACAAUUCAUGCAUUGAUGAGGAGUUCUUGAGUAAGGCUAUGCCACCCUAUGAGUGCAUCACUUUGGGUAGCAAUGCUACAAUCAAUGAAUUGAAGUUAGAAGUUGAGAGGAAUUUUAGGGAAAUUUAUUGGGGAUUAAGGGGAUUUGUGGUAGAAUCAAUUGGGAAUUUUAGUGCCAAUAAUAUUAUUAGUAAUAAUGGGAAAGAUAUGGUUUUGGGGCUAAUUGAAGUGAUGGGUGGGAAAAUAGUGUUAGAGGGUUGGAUUGGUGAAAUAAUUGGAAUGAUGAAUAACAACAUGAUGAUUGGCCAAAUGUGUGAGAAUGAUCCAAAGAAUGGGAUUGUGGAGUGCACUUGUGGAACAAAAGAAGAUGAUGGAGAGAGGUUGGUGUGUUGUGAUAUUUGUGAAACUUGGCAGCAUACAAGGUGUGUUCGAAUUCCAAAUGAUGAAGAAAUUCCUCACAUUUUUCUUUGCAAAAGGUGUGAGCAAGAAAUUGUUAUGUUCCCUUCAUUGCCAUAAUAUAAAAAUAUAUAUACUCUGAUGUAGUCAAUAUUUAAUGUUUCUUUUGUUGAUGUUUAUUAUUAUUUGCUCAUCAUUUUCUCUUGUUCUUUAUUCUAUGAAUGAAUCUUAUUUCUUUUAUUUGUAGAUUCUUAUGCCGCUUUAGGUCCAAGGAU
Messenger RNA from Arachis ipaensis, 2046 nucleotides. NCBI's taxonomy places the organism in Eukaryota, Viridiplantae, Streptophyta, Magnoliopsida, Fabales, Fabaceae. The record is from RefSeq and is a predicted model, not a curated record.